This is a messenger RNA of Papaver somniferum (opium poppy), 492 nucleotides long. RefSeq lists its product as uncharacterized. The record is from RefSeq and is a predicted model, not a curated record. NCBI's taxonomy places the organism in Eukaryota, Viridiplantae, Streptophyta, Magnoliopsida, Ranunculales, Papaveraceae. Gene Ontology annotation, cellular component: mitochondrial matrix. The coding region runs from base 1 to 492 and encodes 163 amino acids. The transcript has 2 exons.
AUGAAGCUUGAAAAUGUGAUGCAUGAAUUCAAGGUAGGUCUUAAAAAGAUACGGAAUUUGGGAGCUCGCAGUGAUUUGGAAGCAAACUAUUGGUCGAUUACCACGAAUCGAGCAGUUACGGUUUUGGAGACACCAAGUGGAUUUCCCUUCAAAAUUGAAGAUAAACCAGGGGAACAAACCGUAACAUUGAUUAGAGAAUACAUAGGUGAUUAUAUCAAAGUCAUAGUUCACAUGCCUGAUUUCUCUAUUGACGUUAACAAGGAGGAAAAUGGUGAUGAUUCGGAUGACCAGAAUAACCAAGACAAGGAUAACGUUAAUGAUCCACAGUCCAGCAUACGCUUAGUUGUAACUGAUACGAAUUUUCGCGGGACUACUUUGGAGUAUGGUGUAAUUGCUUAUCCAGAUGAGUUUUCCAUAGAUAGUUUCUGUAUCAAGUAUGCAUAUACUCCAGAUGAAGAAAAUAUAUAUUACAAAGGACUUGAUUAUGCGUAA